Messenger RNA from Cutaneotrichosporon oleaginosum, 536 nucleotides. RefSeq lists its product as uncharacterized. The record is from RefSeq and is a predicted model, not a curated record. Lineage: Eukaryota; Fungi; Basidiomycota; Tremellomycetes; Trichosporonales; Trichosporonaceae.
AGCAUCCGUUCUAGACCAGGACCUUAUGGCGCCUGGAGCCAGCCUUUUCGCUCCAGCUAGUCGCACGGGGGCGCUCGGAGCCGCAGAUGUUUCUGCCACGACAGCCAAGCCCAACACUAACGCAGCGGCGAGCAAGGUCGAGCUAUAUCUUCCUGAAUCUCACCAGGUUCUCUCGGUUCACUUACCUCCCGCGCCAACUAUCCCCGCCCUGGCGGUCGUGCACCGGGGCUCAGGGAAAUCGGACUGGGUUCUACGCGACACUGGUCACGUGGUCGGUGAUGAGGACGUGGGAAUCUCGGAGCUGUGGCAAGGCAUUCUUGGAUGUGACCGCCACGGGGCGGAGACAAAUGUGGACGAUUUUUGGCGCGGGUGGGAGGGCCGUGUGCGCGGUGACGAGUGGGAGUGACCGAUGAAGGGCUCUCUCCCGGGGAGGAAGCAGGACAAGCUUGGCUGAUACUCACGUUGCAUGACGUCUGAUUACUGAGUGGUCUAGUUCAGGCCCUGCGCCGGAAAGACUGGGGUGCAAAUCCGGGUCC